AUGAGCCCAGUUGCAACUCUUACCGCCGUGAACAACAAUGAUACCCUCGGUUUAGCUGUUCCACCUUUCACUCCUCACGCCAUCUCUGUUUCGUUGCCAACAUGGCGAGAUAAUGUCGAGUAUGAGGCCGGUGAUAAACGAGUGAUUGAUGUGAUGGUCUCGGGGUACCCUAGGUUCUUCAUACACCUGAGCAUACAAAAACUUGCGCGUAUAUGUGAACAGAAAUUUGGUGUCAAAGGCGAACUGUGUCUUCUCUGCCCCUCCAAGAAAGUUGCAGACCACUGCCGUGCCUAUAUCAUUGACAGAUCCUCACGAUUAGGAGCCGCAGUGCCCGUCCGACUUGUGCAGUAUCUCCUCUGUCCAGAAGACACCUCAGGCGCAUCCACCACCGAGUCAAACACGAGAUCACUAUCCCAGCACUGUGUCGAGCUGCACAUCGUCCUCUUUCCUGCGGAUGCUUUCCCCUUAGCUAAGCAGUUUUGGCAGCACAGUGGUCUCACUGUGUCGAGUCGACUCGCAGAACACUGUCUUUCUCUCAUCCCGGAGGCUGUUGAACCCCCCAAAUCUCCUCGGUCUCCCACGUCGCCUGUACACUCCCGUUCCCCAUUCAAGGCCCUGAAUAAACAUUACUCCGUCAAAAGCUCGCCAAAGAUACCGCAAGUCUCUCCCGCAAGCACGUCACCGCCACCCCCUCAUACAGAUUUCUCAGAGAGCUUGACAAAAGAUCAGGAUACGUAUGUGGAAGAGCGAUAUGGACGCAAUCUCCCUGUGACCGCGGGAGAGUUUGCAAAACGGGCGCUUCGCAGACGCAUCGCAGGUGUACUUGUUUCCGAUGAUACUCCAAACAAUGGUGCAUCGACUUCAGAGUUCUGCGCUGGAGCCCAAGAUGUUGAAGUGGGGCCGAGCAGCAGAGGUGUGCGGGAAGUCGCAGAGGACGAUGUGUAUCUCUUUCCUACUGGGAUGGCUGCCAUAUGGAACGCCCACCAACUGGCUUUGAACAUCCGGCCUCCAGCUAAAAGCGUCUGCUUCGGUUUUCCUUACACUGAUACACUAAAAAUACUCGAGAAAUGGGGUCCUGGUUGUCAUUUCCUAGGCCGCGGACUUGACGAAGAUAUCGAUACGCUGGAACAGAUUUUGGAAGAAGAAUCUCGCAUCUCAAGGCCAGCUUCUACUCCACCCAUUACCGCGCUUUUCACCGAAUUCCCAUCCAACCCUCUCCUGCGUUGCGCGAACCUUCCCAGACUUCGCGCUCUGGCGGACAAGUAUGACUUUUUGCUCGUGGUCGAUGAGACGAUAGGCAACUUUGUGAAUGUGGAGGUUUUGCCUUUUGUCGAUAUCGUGGUCAGCAGCCUGAGUAAGAUUUUCAGUGGAGAUGCGAAUGUGAUGGGCGGAAGCCUUGUUCUCAACCCCGCUGGUCGACAUUAUUCUGCGCUGAAACGUCAGGCAGCCAGCUCUUAUGAAGACCUCUUCUUCAUCGAGGACGCAGUAUUCAUGGAACGGAACUCGCGCGACUUUAAGCGACGCGUUCGAAUCAUAGAUUCUAACACGGAAGCUGUAUGCGAUUUCCUGAGAUCACGCUCAGUGGCAGGAGGGUAUGCGAACUCACCAGCCAUCAACGAGGUCUAUUAUCCGAAAUGGAUCGCUCGAGAGAACUACGAGUUAUGUCGGAUUAAAGACUCUUCAGGCCGGCCAGAUGAGAAGGGAGGAGGCUUUGGUGGAUUGUUUUCGUUGGACUUUACCUCCGACGUCGCGUCUCGUGCGUUCUUUGAUGCCCUUCCGUGCUAUAAGGGGCCGAGCCUUGGGACGAACUUUACACUUGCGUGUCCCUAUACGGUCCUUGCGCACUUUACUGAGUUGCAAUGGGCCUCGGAGUAUGGAGUGGACGAGGGGCUGGUGAGGAUUAGCGUUGGGAUGGAGGAGAGAGGCGUGCUCCUGAGAAGUUUUGAGGUUGCUCUGAACGCUGCAGAGAGUGCUACUCGAUGA
Serpula lacrymans var. lacrymans S7.9 is the source of this 1983-nucleotide messenger RNA. RefSeq lists its product as uncharacterized. The coding region runs from base 1 to 1983 and encodes 660 amino acids. Gene Ontology annotation, molecular function: cystathionine gamma-synthase activity; pyridoxal phosphate binding. The record is from RefSeq and is a predicted model, not a curated record. The transcript has 4 exons. Gene Ontology annotation, biological process: transsulfuration. Lineage: Eukaryota; Fungi; Basidiomycota; Agaricomycetes; Boletales; Serpulaceae.